Molecule: messenger RNA, 3648 nt
Organism: Penicillium subrubescens
Lineage: Eukaryota; Fungi; Ascomycota; Eurotiomycetes; Eurotiales; Aspergillaceae
Exons: 5
Coding region: 1-3117 (1038 amino acids)
Biological process (GO): positive regulation of transcription by RNA polymerase II; aromatic amino acid catabolic process
Cellular component (GO): nucleus
Molecular function (GO): zinc ion binding; DNA-binding transcription factor activity, RNA polymerase II-specific
Source: RefSeq, a predicted model, not a curated record
AUGGGACAGGACACCAAUAGUGCGGCCAAUGACUCCCUCAAGUCGCCGUCGCCGGGCGCCCCGCAGCAUAGACGCGGCUAUCAGGCCUGCGAUCCAUGUCGCAAACGCAAGGUUAAGUGUGAUCUAGGCAGUGUCGAUAAUCCUCGCCCCCCACCUUGUGUGCGAUGUCGUCGCGAAAGUAAACGAUGUGAAUUCUCGGCGACUCGUCGCAAGCGCAAAGCUUCCGAGGCGGCCGAGGACGAGGCGGAGGCUGCCGAAGUGCUUCGCCGCGACAAGCGGAUGAUGAUCGGAGAAGCAUCUGCAAAUGAAAUCCCCCCGAAAGUCGAGCCGAAUCAAUUCCCUCCUCCGCCAGAACCGUCUGUCGAGAGCGACGCGUUUCGCGCUCGGCAGAGAUGGCCCGAGGCCUCCCCCGCAGCUGCUACCACCCAGCGUUUUACCCCCAAUGCGCCCAUCUCCUCACAGGCUAGGCAGUUUCUUGAGAGGAAUCCUCGAUUACCCCCAUUUCAAACUAGUGAGCGAAGUACGGUGCCUGGCUAUGGAGGACCGCCGAUGAUGAACCGCACUGCCGUCGAGCUUUUGUCGCCAGCCAUCACGAACACACAUGAUGCGCUACACCUACUCUCCGAAGCCGCCGGUCGAACAGAAGAUCUAAAUCGUCAGAGCCUUGAGAAUCGCUACGGCGCUAGACGCUCUGUCUCCUCAUUCAACUCUGGUCCCUCUCCGUUGGCGCACGCAAACUCUCCCGGCAACGUGAGCGGGUCCUUUUCGCGGACUCCUCGUUCCGGUAUGUCGGCUGGUGGGAAUGGCUAUUUCCCAGGUGGUGCCGGGCCUUCAGGAACAGUCGAGUCUCAGAUCCCUGAUGACGGUGGUCCGCGGGAAAUCUUGCCAAAUCCUCAGGACCCCGGGUUUUUGGAUGCCGUGCGCGCAUGGUCACGACUCCGAUUCGUCCGCGCCGGAUGGAUGACGGUGGAGGAGGGUAUGGAGUAUGUGGCAUACUAUUAUGAAAAUCUUGCGCCGAUGAGCCCAGUAGUGACUCCCGAUUACUCUCAACCUUCUACGCAUCGCGCGUUGCUCACGGACGAACCUGUCUUGGCGGUGACCAUUCUUACGAUUGCUUCUCGACAUCUGAAACCCAAGGGUGACGGCGCCAGUACUCGUGCAUUCUAUAUCCAUGAUCGUCUUUGGUCGUAUUUGCGCGGCAUGAUUGAGCGCCUGUUCUGGGGCCAAGAGAAAUUUGACGCUCACGGAGGUCGCCCUCGAUCUUUAGAUCUCGCAUCAGGUGCCGGGGGUCCCACAUCAAAGGGAAAUUUGAGAGCCCUUGGAACAGUGGAAGCCCUGUUGAUUCUCACAGAUUGGCAUCCCCGAAACCUUCACUUUCCCCCAGGUGAUGAUGAGAACACACUUCUGGACAGGGAAGCUCAAUCACAAAACCGUACCGACAAAGACCUGGAUGCCGAAAGUGAUCCGGCAGGUAACAGGGGAUCUGCUGAGGGGCGAGUCGCUUUCCAAAAAUGGUUGGAGCCCGCCUGGAGAUCGGACCGAAUGUCGUGGAUGCUAUUGAGCACGGCGCAAGCGUUGGCCUUUGAACUUGGUGUUUUUGACCACAAGACCGAGUCAAAAGGAGCCCCUGAAUUGCCGUCCGAACAGUCCCGCAAGCGUCGGCUGCGACGACUGAUUCUAGUCUUCAUCACGCACAGUAGUGGACGACUGGGAAUCCCAUCUAUGCUGCCUCUGACAGAAUGGGGGCGAGAUAUUCCUGCGCCUACAACUGACUUGAAAGAUGGUGAUUUGGACUUAAAUCAGAUGCAAGAUUGCUGGAUGGGCAUCUCGAAGAUAGUGUACCAGGCAAACCAUCAACUGUUUUCAUCCAGUGAACAGACCUCAGAGUUGAUCAGGAGCGGGAGGUAUCGUGAACAGAUCGACUGGUUCCAACCGCAGUUGCGAGAAUUCCGACAGAAUCUGGACCGAGUCAAUUUGUCUCCUGCAAUGCGAAGCAUUUUGAUCAUUGAAUACGAAUAUACCCGUUUAUAUGUCAACUCGCUCGCUCUCCAAGCGGUCGUCGACCGUUGGACCACCAUGUCCAAUGAGUCUUCUGUCCAAGCCCAGACUAGCCGGUCAGGCCCAGGGCCAUCUGCUGGUAGCACUGGGUGGUUCCGCACGUUGAUGGAGCUCUACCGCGUCAACGAACCGUAUAUACAAGAAGUUGUGGAUGCUUCACGAAAGAUCUUACAGACUGUAUUGGAAGGUCUUGUUCCGGGCGGCCGUCUCAAACAUGCUCCCAUCCGUACAUUUUUCCGCAUUUUGUCUGGCAUGAUAUUCAUCCUGAAAACAUUCACACUUGGCGCCCGAGAAGACGACGUGCGAGUCUCUCUUGACCUACAGGAUCGUACUGUAGAGGCGUUGCGAACCUUCGUCGUUGACGAUGUACAUAUCAGUAACACCGUUGCUCGCCUACUAGAGCUCCUCACCAGCAGCAUUCGCACGCGAUUCCUUCGAUUCGCUCCACACGACCGCGGCGUCGAUGGUGACGGAAAUGCCUCGGCUCCCGUUUCCCGCGCCCAGUCCCCGCCACGCGACAGCAUUACGAGUCGUCGCGACGGCGCCCACACACCCUGGUCAUCUACGCAAGAUGCAACUCCGAGCGGCGGCCUAGGGGCCUACGUGGACAGCAACGGCGCCGGCGGGAAUCCGUCAGUGCCGAUCGGAUCGGCCCAUGAUCCGCUGGCCAGUAUUCCCGCGCAGCCGAUCAACUCGUCAAACCUGAACGUCUCCUUCAUGCCGCCUCCGCCAUCGGUAUACUACAACUACUAUGACUCGAACUCGGCCAUGUCGGCGAACGAUCUCGAGCGAUCGUCGCCUAACCAUGUUGUUACCUCGCAGGCCGUCGGGGAUAGUAACGGGGCGGGCGCUACGUCCGGUGCGCUGCCGGACUGGUUUGCGCUUCCGCUGGAUCAAUUCUUCAAUAGCUCCAGCGGUGUGGUAGACCAGGGUCUGGGCGGGACGGGCCCGAUGCUGGGUGAGUUUGAUAUGUUGGAGGUGCUUUUGAAUGAAGGCUAUGACGGGCAUGGUAACGGUGAGAAUGAGUCUGGAGGCCUUCCGCCUCACUUCUUGGGUUGAGCGUGCGCUCGGGCGUGAUGAAUUGGUCUCUACUUUGGACAUCUUGGGGACGACUCGUACCUUUUUCUGUCGCGUUUCUUUUUAUUUUCCCCCGUUCAAAACUAUAUACCCCUACGGGAUCUUCAUGUUGGCGUUGGUUGCAUUGGAGGUUUGAUCCUAUUUUUCUUGUUAUUUGUUAAUACACAAAAUCAUGUUGUUAAUUGUUUUUGAGGAUGGUGAUUGGCCAGGGCUUCAAUCUGGAUGAAACAGCGACAAGUUGCCUCCUGCCUGAUUCAAAUGGACCUGCGAUUUAUCCAUUCUAUUUGUUCAUGAAUUCAAAGCCGAUGUCAUGUGUCAAGUUAUGUUAAUGUUUUGUGAUUUUCAUCAAGGGUGGGUUCAGUGUUUGGUCUCAUGCUGGUUACUGCGGAGAAGGCGUUGCGGUAGUUUUGCUUCAGUCUGCACGAAUGAAGUGGCGCCCUUGAAGGUUUCAUACUGUCAAAUUGAAAGUCUCCAAGAUAUGUGUACGAUUUCUACUGGAUUCCAUCUGAUAUG